Messenger RNA from Galleria mellonella (greater wax moth), 1524 nucleotides. Its product is annotated as proline-rich protein PRCC. The coding region runs from base 280 to 1458 and encodes 392 amino acids. Gene Ontology annotation, cellular component: nucleus. The record is from RefSeq and is a predicted model, not a curated record. Lineage: Eukaryota; Metazoa; Arthropoda; Insecta; Lepidoptera; Pyralidae. The transcript has 6 exons.
AUACGCAGUUCUACUGAUUGACAAAAAAAUUAUCAAUGUCAAAAUGUAACAUUGUUUUUGGUAAAAAUUAAAACUGAAAAAUUUACGGAACAAUCAUAUUUACAUAAAUUUAAUAUUUUAAAGAGUAGUUACCUAAUUAUAAAACUUGAUUAAUUAAGCGAUAUUAUUAAAUAAAUAUACUUUUAUACAUUAAUCAUUGUCCGUGAAAACAUUGUUUUCAUGUUAUAUUCUAUUUAAAUACGGAUUCUUACAUUCGAGCACAAGAACGAGUUGAUCACAAUGGCACUAGUAGCAUACGACAACAGUGAUUCUAGUGACUACGAAGAAGAUGAUAAUCAAACACCUGUUGUAUUAACGACCAAGAAAGUGGAAGAGACUGUAGAGCCAUUUGAAGACUCAAAGUCAAAAGAACCAGAUGAACCUCCAGAGGCUAGUCAGAAUAUAGGAUUAUUUAAUUUUCUGCCACAGCCAUCGGUGAAGAAAAUGGCUAUUAUUGAAGAAGAUGAUGAAUUCUUGCAUAAAAAAGAGAGUUUAACUAAUGUUGUAAAGCCAAAAGCUAAGAUCACAGUGCCUUCAUUAAGUGAUUUCAAAGAUGUAGAUGGCAGCCCGCAAACUGCUAAACCUAAGAUAAUGAAUGAAAAAAAAUCAGGGUUGUUAAGCAUACUACCACAGCCAAAGAAUGCAAGUUUAUCUGUUAAAUCAACUACAAAAACAUUAAUACCACAUGUGCUUACACAAAAUAAAACUUCAAAUGCAAAGAAAAAAGAUGCAUUAUCUACACCAAUAAAAAAGGUUAAGACAGAAACGAAACCUGUUGCAGACUACUCUGACAACAGUGACAGUGAUGGAGAAGUGCAAAAUGAUUUCUUCUCAAUCAACAAACCAGUUGAACUGCCUACUGUGGAAGAUAUUCCUCUUGAUAUAGAUACUAUUAGAAAUAAUGUCACAAACAUCAGUGCCCCUAGUUCACAAAGACCAAUGGCCAACAAUCAAUCAUAUUUCAAACAGAAUGUAACAGACAAUCAUGUAGAGUUAGAGACAGAUUAUUCAGAAGGUAAUACCAGCACUGAACAGUAUACAAGUAAUGAAACAUCAAGUACAAGUAGUGGAGCCACAGAGAAUGCAAAUGGAGAAGUAGUACUUGAUGAUGAAGCUAUAUUAAAAUUAUGUGGUGCACGUGGCAAACGAAAGCGAGAAGACAUCCAAAUAGUGGAUGUAAAUCAACAAGAUGUACUGGCAGAUGCACAUGAAUGGCUCCUUAAGGGUCUUGUGGAUGACACAAGCAAACGAAUGUCGGCUAGCAAGAAGAAAGGGAAUGAACCCACAACACAGCAAAAGAGAAAACACCAGAUUACAUAUUUGGCACACCAGGCAAAAGCAAAUGAAAUUGAAUUACAAAAUCAAUGGGCAAACAACAGGAUGUCAAAAAGACAGACCCAGUCUAAAUAUGGGUUUUAAUUAUAUUGUAAGAAUAAUAGAUAUAAUUACUGUAAAUAUUUAAUAAUAAAUCAAUAUUUUUUACAA